Molecule: messenger RNA, 3018 nt
Organism: Aplysia californica (California sea hare)
Lineage: Eukaryota; Metazoa; Mollusca; Gastropoda; Aplysiida; Aplysiidae
Molecular function (GO): protein binding
Source: RefSeq, a predicted model, not a curated record
AACAAACAAACGAGCUAUUGAACAAACAAAUUUUAAGAAUACAAACGUGCAAAUAAACGGAAGUCAAACAUGCAAAAGAACAAACAAGAGUUCCCCCCCUUCUGUGUGUGUUGCAGAGCUGUUCCGGUGCGGAGACAACAGUCAGGUGCUGCACUUCAAGGAAGGCGCUGACCUGGACAUCUGCUGCAACGUCACGGCCCCAUCUUGCCAGUUUGGGCUGCGUGUUGGCAGACGGCAAGACGAUGACGGUGUUGGCAGACGGCAAGACGAUGACGGUGACAACAAGGAGGAGGAGGUGAAGAAGGAAGGGAACGGCGCUCCGGGAUCGCCCACCAAAACGACGAUGACGACCACAAGGACGAUGAUGACGACGAUAAUGAAUAACCUGACAGCUGGCAUGUUAGAUGAUGACGAAGACAAUGGCGGUGACUGUAGCUUCCAGGCAAAGUUCACCAAGCAGAAUGCCAGCGUCGCUGACUCUGGGAAUUACGAGUGCGUUUCUGCAACGUCUGGGAUACUCAUCAAUGGAGAUGUUUACGUCUUCGCUCCACCCAAGAUGCCGGAACUGCACUCCCUGACCUGUACGUCCGCUGGUGUGGUCACAUUUGUGUUCAACACAACAGAGCCAGACCAUAAAAUACGCUUUGGGUACAAGUAUGAGGUAUUUUUGAAGAGUACUACCAGAAGCUGUGGGGGAGGUGAUUGUCUCAAAUGUGAGCAGCAGUGGAGCUGUCGCCCAUCUGUAUCUCACCAACAACCUAACUCGACUGUACCAGCUCAUGUAUGAAGAGGGAUUUCCACUUGUGUUUGAGCUUGUCUUGACUUCAUUGAGUGGGAAUUCGGAGGAAUUUGCUGUGAAUGUGAUAGCAGAGUAUAUAGGUGACAAUCCAUUUGACUAUGACCUGUACCGUUUAGAGGUGAGGCUAGAUCACCUCAAAGCGUUCACUGACUAUAAUCUCUCGGUGAUCAGCUACGGGGGAGGGGGCAGAGGGGAAUCAAGACGCACCAUAUUCCGGUCCUCACAAACAGCUCCAACAAGGCCCCCAGAUCAUUUCUACUUCAGUGCUGACAGUUUGGAAGUGACGUUGAUUUGGCAGCCAUUGCCUCACGAAGCUGUCGGUGGAGAUAGCUUGAGGUACAUCGUCCAUGUCUUUAACGAGUCGGACCAUUUGUUAGUGAAUGAGAGCACUGACAAAACCUACCUGGUCCUGCCCGGUGUUCCAAGAGUCCGCUUGUAUGCAAGAAUCUGGUCGACAAACAUUGUGGGGCUGUGUCCAAACUUUACUGCGCUGGUCCUCCCCCUUGAUAGUGACGAGAGUGUAGAAGUUCAAGUGGAAUUCUCCAUGGAAAGUCGAAGAGCUGCAGUGUUUGCGAGCGUGCAAGGAAAGUCUGUGGAGAAAAUUGCCUUGCACUGGUGUCAGGAUCACAAGAACACGUCCUCAUACACUUCAGUUGUGUGCACGGAAUUUCCUUACACACAUAUCAUAGAGCAAUCGGGACCGUUGUUACAGUACAAUUUGAGUCUUGCUGAGGAGAGUCGUGAAACGAGCUCAGUGGAGAGUAUUGAGGUAGAGGUAGUGUACUGGAAUUGGAACAGUUACGACGACAAGUCCCAAAAGGAGAGAAUAGGAUUGACUGUGAAUGGCACGUUGAGGAUAAAAAUCCGUGAGCUGAAGUUAGACGACGUCACCCUAAGGAUCAGUGUGCCAACCGAGGAGAAAGUGCCGUAUCUCUACAUCUCUCAGGACUGCCACCCUGAUCAGCCCCGGCAAUGUCUGGUCUCCAGGUUUCUAGUUUUCAAGUCACCAGACGAGCGAUGUGAUCAUGGCCUGAAGCAGCUGUAUUCUUUGGAGAACAGUCCUCUUACCACUACUAAGGUGAGGCUGGAGGAGACUGGAAUGUUCCUCUGCGUCCAGGCCAUCUGUGGAGCGUUGCCUGGAUACAGAGAGUGGUGGUCCACAUUGGCACCACAGUUUGUCCCAAAUGCUUUUUCAGAUACUGGCGGUGACUCAACAAUAUUUUCCUCUUUGGCACCUGUGUUGGCUGUUGUGGCCCUUGUGGUUAUAAUAAUCUGUGUGAUUAUCGUCAUAAAACGACGCAGAGCCUUCAGCAAAGUUACUGGAGAGGAUUUGUUUAAGGGUGCAAGAAGGAGGGUCAAUGUAUCCAGUCUGGAAUCACCUCCUCCUGAUCCUCCAAAGGGGCCACCACCCCUACCAAAAAAGGAACCGGAUGAUUCUUUAGUCAUCUGUGACGACAGUGGACAGGGCACUGGCGACACUAGCGGUCUCGGUAUAGGGGAAUCGAACGCUCAACUCUCUGGCCCGGACUUGGAGAGUAAAUCGUCCACGGGAGAUGUAAUUGUAUUCUGUCAUCAGUAUGCAGACGCGAGUUGUGAGAAAUGGAGCAGUCCCACAUCAACAAACAAUGGUCAGGAUGUCUCACCAAUAGACUCGAAAGAGUCGUUGCGAAGCGUGAAAGACUUCAGCGGAGAAGAGAAAGAAGAGAAGGGGGACUUCGAUGAUCAGUGUAUAGCACUGGAAAAUUUAAAACUUAAGUUUGAUUCUUCAGAUAACAGUUCGUGCAGUUCGAGGAAUGACCCUGGGUCGUCAUCACCUACGGAGGACCAGGACUCAAGCUUGUUUUCUGACAGUUCUGAGAAGCUUCUCAUCCCUGCUUCCAAUAAAACAUUGCCUUCUAGGGAAAUGUCUGUGUGAAUGAGAAAAGGAUCCAGAUGUCGUACAGGCUUCAUUUGAGAAAAUUUGGGUGGGGGGGGGGGGGGAGUGAAAAAUCAUAUUUUGGGGAACAUUGAGAUUCGUCAGGAUGUUUCCUGAUCAACCAUGUCACUUCAUGAUCACAUAAUAUUUUUACGGCAAAUUUGCUUCAGGACAAAUUUCCAGGAGUUAAAUGGUUAAAUAGCCAUUUAUGCAUGUAUGUAAUCAAAAAGAGGACUAAUUGAGUAUUCUACAAACACUUUUCGAGAAUAAAAAUCAUGGCACAGAAAAUAACCAUUCCAAUGUA